UUCUCUAUGAAUCAAAAAUAUUAACAUGAAAUUUAUUAGUAGUUUUCUAAUCUUUGAAUUUUAUGAUAAAUGAUUUAACAUAUCGUGUUAUACAUUUAUGUAGUGAUCUUCAAAAUAAUAAGUAUCAGAAUAUGUAAAUAAUAUCAGAAUUUGUAACAAUGUCUGAAAAAAUUCCAUCUAACCAACCACAACCAAUUGUUAAGAUAGGCCAUUAUACCCUUGGACAAACACUAGGUGUUGGAACAUUUGGUAAAGUAAAAAUUGGAGAACAUGUAUUAACAAAACACAAAGUUGCUGUGAAAAUUUUGAAUCGUCAGAAGAUCAAAAGUUUAGAUGUGGUUGGAAAGAUUAGAAGAGAAAUACAAAAUCUUAAACUUUUCAGACAUCCUCAUAUUAUUAAAUUAUAUCAAGUUAUAAGCACACCUACAGAUAUAUUUAUGAUAAUGGAAUAUGUAUCAGGUGGAGAGUUAUUUGAUUAUAUUGUGAAACAUGGCAAACUAAAGGAAUAUGAGGCACGAAGAUUUUUUCAACAGAUUAUUUCUGGUGUUGAUUAUUGUCACAGACAUAUGAUAGUUCAUCGAGAUUUAAAACCAGAAAAUCUUUUGUUAGAUCACAAUCUACAUGUAAAAAUAGCAGAUUUUGGUUUAUCAAAUAUGAUGAUGGAUGGAGAAUUCUUACGUACUUCCUGUGGUUCUCCUAAUUAUGCAGCACCAGAAGUAAUUUCAGGUAAAUUAUAUGCUGGUCCUGAAGUUGAUAUUUGGUCUUGUGGAAUAAUACUUUAUGCUUUACUUUGUGGUACUUUACCAUUUGAUGAUGAACAUGUACCAACACUUUUCCGUAAAAUUAAAUCUGGAGUUUUCCCUAUCCCAGAAUAUUUGAAUAAAAGUGUUGUAAGUCUUUUAUGUCAUAUGUUGCAAGUGGAUCCUAUGAAAAGAGCAACUAUUGAAGAUAUCAAGAAACAUGAAUGGUUUCAAAAGGAUUUACCUUCAUAUUUAUUUCCGUCGCCUGUUGAACAAGACUCUUCUGUAAUCGAUAUAGACGCAGUAAAUGAAGUUUGCGAAAAAUUUAAUGUAAAAGAAGCUGAAGUUCAUUCUGCAUUAUUAGGUGGAGAUCCUCACGAUCAACUGGCAAUUGCUUAUCACUUGAUAAUAGAUAAUAAAAGAAUUGCAGAUGAAGCUGCUAAAGCAGAAUUAAAAGAUUUUUAUGUAGCUUCUAGUCCACCUCCUGUUGCUUUCAGUCCCAAUGAUACUAAUAGUAGUCCUCUGAGACCACAUCCAGAAAGAAUAGCACCAUUACGAGAAAGACAAAGUUCUCAAGGAAGCACAUCAUCUUCAACACAAGGUGCUCGUGGUACACCAAUAAAACGGGCUAAAUGGCAUUUAGGAAUUCGUUCACAAUCUAAACCAAAUGAUAUUAUGAAUGAAGUUUAUCGAGCAAUGAAAGCUCUUAAUUUUGAAUGGAAAAUUAUAAAUGCUUACAGUGUUAGAGUUCGUCAAAAAAAUAAAUUAACAGAUAGAUAUAGUAAGAUGUCAUUACAACUUUAUCAGGUUGAUUAUAAAAGUUACUUAUUAGAUUUUAAAUCUUUAUCAAAUGAAGAAGAAGAUAUUGGACGAGAUCCUACAAUUCCACCACCUCAAACAACAGGUCAUCAUACAAUGGAAUUCUUUGAAAUUUGGUAUUUUGGUGCAAUGUCACGACAAGAUGCCUCGGAUUUACUUAUGGGUGAGAAAGAAGGUGGCGUAUUCUUAGUACGUGACAGCACAUCAAUACAAGGAGAUUUUGUUCUAUGUGUACGAGAAGACAGCAAGGUUAGCCAUUAUAUUAUAAAUAAAAUUCAACAGGGUGACCAAAUACGUUAUCGGAUUGGAGAUCAAACAUUUCCUGAUAUUCCCAACCUUUUGGCUUUUUACAAAUUACAUUAUUUGGACACAACGCCAUUGAUCAGGCCUGCACCUAAAAGAACACAGAGGGUAGUAGCAAAGUAUGAUUUUGAGGGCAAUGAUCCUGAUGAUUUACCUUUUAGAAAAGAUGAAGAGCAAUGGUGGACUGCUAGAAAUGCUCUAGGUCAAACUGGUUCAGUUCCAGUUCCAUAUGUUCAAAAGUAUGAAGAAGACAAUCACCCUGUGAUUGAAAAUAAUUCACGUCCAGAAAGUGGAGGAAGUUCAACUAUAAAUUCUACUAUAAAUUCAGUUCAAAUUUCUGCUUCUCAAAUGUCUUAUCCAGAAAGUGGACAAGGGACCACUCGUAGAUCGAAUAUUCAGAGAACAUUACCUGCUUUUGCAAAAGUAAAACAAGCAAGAGUACCAAAUGCAUAUGAUAAAACUGCUCUAAAAUUAGAAGUUGGAGAUGUGAUAAAAGUUACAAAGACUAAUAUAAAUGGUCAAUGGGAAGUGAGAACAAUGGAUGGUAAACAGGAGGCGAUAUUGACUAUCUCCAAAUUGACGGAAGUAGAAGAUUUUAAGCAUGAAAUUGAAAAAGAGUUACAUAUAAAAGCAGAUUUACAACGAUUAUUUUUUCGUGGAAAACAAUUGGAAAAUGGUUACAAAUUAUAUGAUUAUAAUGUUAAUUUGAAUGAUGUAAUUCAAUUAAUGGUGAAAGUACAAAUUAAUGAUAUAGAAAAUAAAGCUACCUCAAGUAAUAGUGUUACUACAUCUAAUUCUAAUUACGAAAAAGAAAUUAUAGAUAAUUCUAAUAAAGAAGAAGAAUUGAUUGAAGCAGAAAGUUUAUAUUAUAAAGUUGGAGAUGCAGUAGAUUGUCUUGACCAAACUUAUGGAGCUUGGUUUGAGGCAAUAAUAUUAAAAAUCUUUAAAAAAGAAGAUAAAGUCAUUUAUAAUCUACAAUGGGAAUUUGAUGAAAAAGCUCCACCUUUUAAUGUACCUGAAUCUUCAGUAAGACCACGAGCAAAGCAUCUUUUACAAUUUAAUAGCUUAAAAAUAGGGCAAAAUGUAAUGAUUAAUCAUAAUGUUGAUGAUCCUAAAGAGACUGGAUUAUGGUAUGAUUUCACAGUUUUGAAAAUAGAUAAAAAGAGAAGAGUACAGGAACUUAUUGGGACAUUGCAUAUUGGAAGGGAUCAGUUGCUUGAAAAUCAUAAAGUGAAUCCUAGGGGAGAGAUUUUUGCCAUAGAAGAACCAAAACUUCUCAAAGACAGAACUCCUGAAGAUGAACAACAUAUGAUUAGUAAUGGUAAACGAAGACGUGUUCAAGCUAUUUGUAAUGCAUGUUUAGACAAUCCUCGUAAAAAGUGCAGAGAAUGUGGUUGCAGAGUUUGUGCUGGAAAAGAAGAUGAACAUAAUCUUCUUUUAUGCGAUGAAUGUAAUUCUGCAUACCAUUUAAGAUGCUUAAAUCCUCCAUUAUCUUCUAUACCUGAAGAAGAUUAUUGGUAUUGUCCAGAAUGUAAAAAUGAUGAAAAUGAAAUUGUGAAGGCAGGUGAUAAACUUAAACAAACGAAAAAGAAAACCAAUGAAAAUAGUAAUAGUAAAAGAGAUUGGGGUAAAGGAAUGGCUUGUGUAGGAAGAACAAAAGAAUGUAGUAUAGUUCCACCUAAUCAUCGUGGACCUAUUCCAGGAGUAGAAGUUGGAAUGUGUUGGAUGUAUAGAGUACAAGUAUCUGAAGUUGGAGUACAUAGACCACAUAUAGCUGGAAUUCAUGGAAGAGAAACAGAUUGUGCAUAUUCUAUUGUAUUAUCUGGAGGAUAUGAGGAUGAUAUUGAUAAUGGCGAUGAAUUUAUUUAUACUGGUUCUGGAGGGAGAGAUCUAUCAGGAAAUAAAAGAACAGCAGAACAAAGUUGUGACCAAACAUUAACUAGAAUGAAUAAAGCAUUAGCUGUAAAUUGUAAUGCAAAACUUAAUGCAACAAUUGGUGCUACAGCUGAAGAUUGGAGAGGUGGUAUACCUGUAAGAGUUGUGAGAAACUUUAAACUUGCUAAGCAUAGCAAAUAUGCACCAGAAGAAGGAAAUAGGUAUGAUGGUAUAUACAAGGUAGUAAAAUAUUACCCUGAUACAGGUAAAAGUGGUUUUCGUGUAUGGAGAUAUUUAUUAAGAAGAGAUGAUCCUGCACCUGCACCAUGGACUAAUGAAGGUAAAGCACGGAUAAAAGCUCUAGGUUUAAAACCAAUGUAUCCAGAUGGAUAUCUUGAAGCAAUGGCAAAAAAUAAUAAAACAAAUAAGAAACGAAAUGUAUUUGCUGAAGAAGAAAAAUCUAAUUUUUCAAAAAAUGAAGAACCAUUAAAAAAAAAGCAAAAGUGCGAAAUUUAUGAAUUGGAAACUGAAAUAUUAAAAUAUAUCAAUCAAGAUAAAACAAAUGUAAAAUUAUGGGACGAAUGUCGUAAAGCUUUACCGGAUGGUAAAACUAUAUUUUUGCAAAAAGUUUCAGAAAGGUUUACAUGUCCGUGUUGUUUGGAACUUGUUUAUAAUCCUGUCACCAUUCCAUGUACACAUAAUAUAUGUGUUAAUUGUUUAAAACGUAGUUUUUCAUCAGGUGUAAAUUGUUGUCCAUCAUGUCGUCAUUUGUUAGACAAAAAUUAUAAAAUGGAAAUUAAUCAAUUUUUAUCAUCGACUCUAUUAUUACUUUAUCCAGGAUAUGAGGGUGGUAGAUAACAUUAACUUGUAAAAAAUAAUUAUAUUUCAAAUAUGAAUUUACAUACAUGCUUAGACUUUAUUAAAUGAUAUUUCUAGAUAUAAUUUAUGUUUUAGUGAUGAAUUACAUUAGAUAAUGACAAAUUUACUACAAUAUACACUUACAGGGUGGAUAUUUUGAAAUUUUAGUAACUUCAAAACAUUGUGGUAACUAUUAAUGAUAUAAAAAAUUUGUUGCCAUAGUCCACUAUUAAUAACAUUUUUAUUAUUAUUAUAUAUUUAUUUUAAUAAAUUGACUGAUAGUACUAAUUACAUA
Messenger RNA from Apis laboriosa (Himalayan honeybee), 4890 nucleotides. RefSeq lists its product as uncharacterized. The transcript has 20 exons. Gene Ontology annotation, molecular function: protein binding; protein kinase activity; ubiquitin protein ligase activity. The record is from RefSeq and is a predicted model, not a curated record. Gene Ontology annotation, biological process: protein phosphorylation; negative regulation of gene expression via chromosomal CpG island methylation; protein ubiquitination. NCBI's taxonomy places the organism in Eukaryota, Metazoa, Arthropoda, Insecta, Hymenoptera, Apidae. The coding region runs from base 159 to 4595 and encodes 1478 amino acids.